GUUUCGUUUUUCAAACAAUUCAAAUUCUUGUUAUUUGACAACAGAGGCUAUCUCAUGAUACGAGUUGAUACUUCCUAUCUAAUGUAGUUUAGUUUGCCUAUUGAACGUUGUUUAUGUGGACUUAUUUCUGUAGCUUUACAAAUAAAUAUUGGGCUAUUGUACAUUAAUAUAUUGUUAACUGCACCAGAAGGCGGACAUUUAUUCGGUUAUAAUAAUUAUAGUCACAUUUAUUCGGAUUGUUUUAAGAAAACAAUAAUUAACAUUAACCAUGGCGCUUGUGAAUAACAGCGACAAUGAUCUACAGAAUAAAUAUACUUCUCUAAAAUCUGAAGGUUUAGAUCAUACACUGUCAGAAACAACUUCAGCCAUUGAUGUGUCUAUGUUUGGGGAAUCAAACGGCUUGGCGGAUGUAACGCUUGUUGUUGAAGAUCGCAGGAUUCCAGUUACCAAGGCCGUAUUGGCGUUUUCGUCUCCAGUUUUCCUGGCUAUGUUUCAAAGCGACUUCCAGGAGAAAGAAAAAUCUGAAAUACCUCUUCCUGAUAAAAAGUUGCAAACAUUCGUACAUUUUCUCAAAUGCAUCUAUCCUAACACCAAAGAGCAAGUGACAGCGGAAAGCGUUUACGAGGUCGUUUAUCUCGCCAACGAAUACCAAGUUGAGCAUCUGAAAACCGUUUGUGAGCAGGUUCUUUUGAAGGAAAUGUCUAAAUGGGAAGAUCCCACUACUCCUGACUGCUGUAUGGAGGUGUACCGACAUCUCGUGAUCGCUGAAACAUUGCAACUUGAGGAAUUGCAAGCACGCUGCAUUGGUAUAGCGUCUGAGGGUACACAGGCAGACAGAGAGGCAGCGGCAAAAGUCCAUGCAAUUUCAGAAAAGUCUGAGAAGAUAAUUGAUAAGAAGGCAAUUAGAAAUCUUGAAAUAAACACAUCCGAUUUGAAAGUUCUCAUGAAAGGCAUAGGCGGGGAUAACUUUGAAACAGUGAAAAACUUUAUUCUUGAAAUAAAUAAUACCAAGCCUCAAAACAAAGCCCAAAAUGAAAUAGGUUUCGCCCAUGUACUAACACCUCAAUUCGGUCAGUCAAUUCCUUUUCCGUUUUCAUUUAGAUCAUCUCCACCUCCCUCUAAACCUUGGGCAGAAAACAUACGUAAUUUACGACUUUUGUAUCAGUAUGCUCCAGCAUCCAAGGAUAUGAAGAGAGUAGCUAUUAAGGCAGUGAGAAAAGACAAAGGCGCGAAAGUCUUGAACACUUCCUUUAAGGAAGAGUUUGACCUUCUACCAGAAAAGAUCAAACAUGAUAUAAGAGGAAGAGAAGUCAUGGAAUACUAAACUGCGUUAUUUGAGUCAGUUGUUGGUGCAGAAUGAUUUGUCGCAUUUUUAUAAAUCUGGAUAAAGGCAAAAUGCCUAAUUGAUCAUGGCAUGCACCAAUGAUGCAAUGUGAACGUUCUGUCAUAGAGUUAUAAAACAGUUCAUUAUAUCAAAGUUGAUUAUUUAUAUUUUUCUCAAAUUGAAUUGAAUUGAAUUAGGAAUAUGAACUUAAGCAUUUGUCUGCAAGACCACAUGUAGAAAUCAUAGUUACUAAUUACUGUAUAUUAGUAUGGCCUCGUAGUAAUUGAUAGUCUUUGGAAUUAUAGGCACAGCCAUCUGCUAGACUUGCUCUUAAUUGCUGGACAUACUGUGUCUUCCACAACUAAUUUAAAAAAAAAACUUGACAAGCAGUUGUCCUACUUAGAUCAAAGCAUAUAACAUAAAUGUGUGUUUUUAUGUUAUUAGGCAGACUCUGUGUGAUGUUAUUAGUUUCAAACAAUAACUGCAUCGUUUCUUUGAAAUGUUUUUGCAUUAGGUGCUCUGAAUUGUAUUCCUCCGUCUGCAGAUAGAGUUGGAAUCUCUAAUCAUAGAAAUACUUGGGGUUUACCUAUACGUUUAUUAUUAUUUGUUUUAUUGAUAAGUUUCCUCAAGUUAAUGCAUACUUUGAUAAGUCUUUACCUUUUGCGUUUUAUCUUUAUUAAGGAUUGUUGGGAUAAUAGUGAGGUUUGUGCAAAUUAACUGGUUUGAAUCCCCAGUAAAAUUACACUUUACUGACCGUUCCAUGGCGGUACGUUCUUGAUAAACAUACCUAGUUUUUUAUAUAGUAUGUAUGCACUGUGCUGUUUGUGGAGUUUUGUGCUGUUCAUCUAUGUUUCUUGUUUGUGAUUGUAUGUUCUAUGUCUUCGGCGUUUAUCCAGUGCCAUUAAACCGGGUUUAUGUUUAAAAUAUUUGCUACUGAGCUUGUUGAUGCAGCUAUUUGCAUAAAUAUUGGUUCUUAUGAGUACUGGUCGGAAGGUAAAGACAAUAGAAGGUUACAUUAGGGGCUGGUAUGAAUGAAAGUAUUUUGGAUGGUUGGUUAAUAAUUAUAUGGGCGUGGCCUAAAGAGAAAUUGUAUGUUGUAGUGUAGUUAGUUCUUGUUUGGGAGUGGAAAGAAAAAGGUUAAGAUGCUCUCACAGUAAAGCGAGUUGAUAAAUGAAUAAAUAUGGAAAAUGUAUUCGGAGUUUUGUAUUAAUUAGUUAAUAGAAUGGGGACGAGGAGCAACCCGGUGACAGUACAUCUGUUUUUAAUCAGUUUCAUAAAUUUAAUUAAUUCAACCAGAAACUUUAUUUUUAAAACUAUUGCAUUAACAGUAAUUUUCAAUUGUCAUUUGGAAAGUUUUGUGAGGAUGUUGUUUUUCUUUGUCUUAUUGUAUUUUCAAUUUUUCUGUUUCAAUUUAGGAAUUUGCAUAGGAUUGAAUUAUGCAGUAUCUGUUCAUAUUUUGUUCUUCACAAAACGAAUAGAUUAUUUUUAGAAAGCCAUUAUUUAGUAGCUAUUUGAAAUGUGAUUCAUUGUAAAUAUUAUUUUAAAAUCACAUAAACUCUUUUGUUUUAAAAAUCACAACUUU
Mya arenaria is the source of this 2906-nucleotide messenger RNA. RefSeq lists its product as uncharacterized. Bases 269 to 1324 code for a protein of 351 amino acids. Gene Ontology annotation, molecular function: protein binding. The transcript has 2 exons. The record is from RefSeq and is a predicted model, not a curated record. Lineage: Eukaryota; Metazoa; Mollusca; Bivalvia; Myida; Myidae.